CGUUGACAGAGAUGAACUUGUUCGUACAGGUAGACACGCAGUCAAACAAGCAGGUGCGUAAUUUGUACAUCUUUGGGAGAACUAGGCCGCAAAGAUUAUAAAAACAUAACAGAAAUUCAACCACUUAUCCGUGGUGGAACCCGAGAAGAAAAAGUGUAAUGGAGAACUUUUUUAGACCUGUUCACAACCCUUGUCCAUCGGAUCAGAUCAAGCAACAGAGGAACCAACACCAUCCAGAGCAUCACCGUCACCAGUACGCUCACUCACCAAGGUAUACAACUGACGAUGAUGAUAGGAACACCGACAAUAGCCAAGGACAUCGUCGGCGCAAUUGGCACAAUCGGCACAGUCGGCCCGAUCGCUACCUCUAUGACAACUCCCGUCAGGAUGUCCAGUAUCCCCGUCUGUUUCUCCACGGCGAAGAGAGCGACAAAUUUUACAACAAUCGCACGUCUGUGACUCUUUCCAGGGCCUCUUCCUCUUCCCUUUCCUCCAGCUCUUCCUCCUUUUCCUCAUUCACAGAGGCGAGUUCAAACGAGCCCUUUUUGCUUCGCCACGCCGAGCGGCCACAGCAUUCCCUGUCCUGCUCCAAUAUCUCGGACAUGCGUCAAGCUUUGAUGGAGGAUGAGAGCAGUGAGCCCAUUGUCUUCGCCACCAUCAAGCACGGCAAAGGAGGCAACGUUGUUUGCGGGGCGCGCAACGACUCACGCCCCGAGUUCUCCUGCCUCAACCGAGGUCACAGUCGAAGUGAAGAAGGCCUUCAGCCAGGCGUUAAAGGUGAUGGAGGGGAACGAUCCAAAGAGUCACAUAUGAACUUUGGGCCUUUGUACAAGACAACUAGUCUGAAUCGAAGCUUGGCUUUCAGUCAGGAUGACAUUUUUUUAGGGGUUCCCAGUGGACCAAAGAGGGCAGUUUCUUCCAGCCAGCUACCCAGCAAAGGGAUCUUAAAAAACAAGACAGAUCGUCCCGACAUUCGUAAGGCUAAGUCAAUGGAGGUAAUCUCUCCAAGAGUCACCAAGGGACCAACGGAGGGAAAGGGGAAGAUAGAGCAAGCACAGGCAAACUUUGUCAAGGGAAAGUUACAGUUUUCAGCCUUUUUAGAUGAAAUUACCAGACAAGUCAUGAGUCCAUCCCAUCUCUCCAUCUUGGGUGUGAGCAAUGAUAAGACAACUGGGAAGACGGCUGCAUCAGUCCCGACAUCCGACCCAGUCAAACCUCAGCUUCCACCCAAAAAACACAAGGUGUGGAAAAGGAAUGAGCAGGAGCAGCCUGUGAAGCAGCCCAACAGAUCAGCAAAAGGCUACAGCAGCUCUAGGAAAGACUCAGACUGCUCCAAUCCUGACAAAAUCAUCUCAUACGGAGCUAAGAACCACAGAGGCAGCCCCCCGCCUCAACAUUAUGCUCCGUCUUCAACCCACGGUCGUAAAAACAGGAGACCCUCACCUCCUGGAGAAUCCAUGUCAGGGGACAGAUAUGGUAGAUGUGGUCCUCCCCACACUGAUGGAACCAGCACCAGUCCAGAACUAACUCGGCCCAAACAACGCAACCAACACAAACACCAACAGAACACCUGCCAUUAUACUCAACCGUUCGCUCAAAAGGUCCACAAGGACUCAGGCCACAGAGGUCCUGGCGUUUCCUCUCCACCUUCAGCUCAGAAUGCAGGAGCAGGCUUUGGAUCAGAGUCCUCGUCCACAAAAUCCGACUUAUCAAGGUGCAGAGAAACAGCCUCCACAGCUACAAGUCACAGCUCAGGGCAAAGCAGUCGACACCAAUCCCAUAACACGGCCAUUCCUACACAGCACAGGGACAUGCUGUGCGAUCCUGAUGAUUUUCAGGCACUGCAGGAGGAAAACGCGGACCUCCACCAGAACCUGCUGCAGACGGUGGUUUGCAUCGAGAGCCUGGAGGCAGAGCUGCAGAGGACCAGAGACGAGCUGAGUCAUGUUAAAGAGAAAUACAAGAGUCUCCUGCAGACUCACUCUGGGACCCAGCAGGCCGACAACCUACUGGAGGAGCACCUGCACGUAGCGUCUGAGAGUGUGAGCAGUGAGAGGAAGUUUCUGCUGAAUCGUGUGUCCCAGCUGGGCUCAGAACUGGAGGAGGCCCACAGGACCAUCACAGCCCUGGAGAACAUUAAUGUGCCACGUUUGCUGAAGGAGCUCUUGGAGAAGCACUUUGGAUCAGCCGAAGCAGUUCAGAAGUUCCUCAUCACCUCUUUUCCAGUCAACCAAUCCUCUGACCCUAAACCCGAGGAGGAGGAGGAGGUGGAGGAGGAGCACGACUGGUUGAACAAAUCAGAGACCGGGUCACAGAGGGUCACGGCCUUCAUGCCGGUCAAAGCAAGUCCGCCUCAGAACAAAAACAAACCUGGUCGUUCGGGUCAGCUUGAGUCAACCCACUUCCCAUCAUCUUCUGACAGCGACGCUUCGGUCUACAGAACGAGUUUUCCAGCCAAACCGCAGCCCGUUUACCCCACAACCCAGCAGCAGUCCUCCCGGGCCAGCGCCAGCACCCCUUUGGACCCCCAGCAGCAGGCCCGCGCAGGCAGGUGGGAAGGGAGGGGAGGGUUGAAGGUGCUGCUUUUAGAGAAGGAUGCAGAGGACGUGAACUCCAUGUCGGCUCAGCUCAUCCUGGACGGUUUCAUCCAGCAUCUGCAGACGCACAAAGAGUCUGACGGAGGGAAGGAGCAGCAGGGCGUAAACGGAUGAACGCAGGAUGUUUGUUUUCAUUUAUGUCUCUCCUCAACAUCUGUCAGCUGUAAAAACCUGAUACACAAUCCUCACAGUUCCUGUAGAAGAACGAAGCCGUAAACAGAACGACGAAACAUUAAAAACAGCAGAAAUUAAAAGGUUUAACACAGAAAAAAGAACAGGUGGUAAAAACAAAGAUUGGAUCGAUAAAAUGAGGGAAUAAAAGGGUAAAUAUAAAAAAAUUACAGCACUAUUCAAAAUUUACACGCUUUAUAAUUUUUUGUCUAAAAUUGUGCUUCACAUAAUGUCCAGUAAUGUGCUGGGUCGUAAAUAGAUAUUUGUUUUAUUAACCAUAUAAAAUGUCCACAAAAUCAAUUAAACAAAAAAUAGAAAACUGGAAAUGGGUACGUACUACUUGGUCACGCUGGAUUUUUUCUAUUAUAUACUUUAUGUUAGUUUUUGUUGUGCACACAAACAAAGACUUGUAAAUAUUUGGAAACUCUGUAGUAAUAAUGUGUGAAGAUGUUGAUGUAGUGAGUAAAAUUAUCCUUAAAGAUGUAAAUUAUGUGCAGAUAUUUUGAACAUUGAGAAAUGUUGAUUUAGUCUUUUUGGACCCAUUCUUGUAAAAUUUUGCUUUUAUGUUUCAGGUUCUGUUGGUGAUGCUAUGAUUUCACUUAAUAUAUUGUGUCAAAUUGG
Austrofundulus limnaeus is the source of this 3389-nucleotide messenger RNA. RefSeq lists its product as uncharacterized. NCBI's taxonomy places the organism in Eukaryota, Metazoa, Chordata, Actinopteri, Cyprinodontiformes, Rivulidae. Bases 159 to 2711 code for a protein of 850 amino acids. The record is from RefSeq and is a predicted model, not a curated record. Gene Ontology annotation, cellular component: trans-Golgi network. Gene Ontology annotation, biological process: Golgi organization. The transcript has 7 exons.